Entrophospora candida is the source of this 609-nucleotide messenger RNA. The record is from the annotation of a GenBank genome assembly. NCBI's taxonomy places the organism in Eukaryota, Fungi, Glomeromycota, Glomeromycetes, Entrophosporales, Entrophosporaceae.
CCUGUUAAGAAACCAGGCAAGGCUAAGCACAAGAAGAAGAAACGUGUAGGUGCUAUUAAUACCAUUGAUGAUAGAUAUUAUUAUCAAGAUGUUUCAGAAGAUGAUUCAGAAGUUGAUUCGGAAGAUUCUAAUACUGAAAGUGAGGAAGAAGAUGAAACCAAUUAUGAUCUUAUUGAUAUCUUCAAUACAGCCUUAAAAAUGAUGGUUGAAUAUUUUACUAAAUCAUAUAAUCAAGAUGUUCUGAAUUUGCUUAAUUUGAAAUAUUUAGGGAUGAAAGAGAUACUUAUUUCGCAAUAUGCCAAUGGCUUUUCUUCCAAAGAGCAAGAAAAAAUUUGGAAUAGCAUUACAAAGGAUUUUAAUGAAAUCUUACAACCAUGUAUUGAUACUGCUUUUUCAUCAAAUCAACCUAGCAUUGUAAGGCAAGAAAUGGCUGAUAUGCAGAUACCACCUCCAGAAACAUUAAUGCUGCCAACAGAGUCAUAUAAUCUGGAAUGGAUAAACCCUAUGCAAAUUGGCUUAAUUAAACGUCCUCCACCCAAUGAUGUAUCAACUAUCCCAUGCGAAAUUGUUCUACCUAAUGGCAAAUUAUUUUCUAUUCUAGAAGCAUGA